CCUCUGUGCUCACUGAACUGUUGUUAAAGUCAACAGGCGGAGCGCAACAAACUCAUUGAUGAGCGACCAGACUUGCCGAGAAAAAAGGACUUAUCCAUGUACAGCAGACCAUGAGAACUUCCCAACCUGUGGAUGAAAUAAAGAAAGGACCAUUUUUCCUUCAGGCCGCUGUGAAGGAAUACAGAUCAGUAGAACUUGGUAUAGAGGUGGACAUUGUGUUUGAGCUAAAAGAUAGAGUCAAGGAGCCUGUUUGGGAAGGAAUCAUGACAUUGCUCUCGAGAGAUAUGAAGAAACUCAACAGAAAAAAGCAACAUACCCAAGAAAGCUGUGAGCCUGAGGAAGUGAAAGUGAUUGAAAUAUUGGUACCUUGGUACACAGGACUCAAAUACGCUUUUGCAUCUUUAGACUAUAAUCCACAUCACCUUUUUUCACCAACGGCUAAGCUACUUGGAUAUAAAAGCCCCAUAGCUCACGGGAUGUGGAUGGUGUCUCGAUGUCUUGCUGAAAUAGAGAAGCGUGAAGGAACAGAUGCAAUCCAAGCCCCUGUUUGCGUUAAGGUCAGGUUUAAGCAGCCCCUGCUCAUGCCUGGGAAGGUAGUAAUCAAAUACUGGGAAACUUUCCCAGACGCAGGUACAUGGUCUCACAAAUCGUACCAGUUCAGAAUGGAGGAGAUUGGGACAAGGAUGCCUCAUGUGGUGGGAGAGAUAUCAGGAGUGGAGUCGUAUUCUAUAAAUGCAGAAAGUGGCUGAAGCAUGUCAACUCAGUCCUGCUGCUUUGGAUCUGCAUAUGGACCUAUAGCUUAAAAUGAGUUCAUGUAAAGCAGAAAAAAAUAAUAUUCAUUGGAGAUUUUUCAAAUUUGCAAAGGCAAGUUUGUAGCAUAUUACGCAGUGAAUGAAUUAAUGCAAUUGAACAAGAAAAAAGUCUGUUGAUGGAUAAUUUCUUUUUAUUUGGAAAUACAAUCUACUUGUGACUGUAGCUUGUGUACAUGGUGUGUUUUCUGUAAUAAAAUGGUUCAAA
This is a messenger RNA of Acipenser ruthenus (sterlet), 1017 nucleotides long. Its product is annotated as 3-hydroxyacyl-thioester dehydratase X-like. The coding region runs from base 111 to 749 and encodes 212 amino acids. Lineage: Eukaryota; Metazoa; Chordata; Actinopteri; Acipenseriformes; Acipenseridae. The record is from RefSeq and is a predicted model, not a curated record. The transcript has 4 exons.